CGUUAUGUGAUUCUAUCACAUCGCUGGGGCGCAGAGGUCGGUUACGAAGAGAUGACCGGGCUGAUGAAGAUGGAGAAGGGUGAGAGGGAAGAGGUCAGGCAGCGCACCGGCUACCAAAAGAUCAUCAAGAGCUGUGAACAAGCGAGGAAGGAUGGACACAAGUGGUUGUGGAUCGAUACCUGCUGCAUCGACAAGCGGAGCAGUUCGGAAUUAUCAGAGGCCAUUAAUUCGAUGUAUCGGUGGUACCAAAAUGCACAGGUGUGCUAUGCGUACCUCCACGACGUUGAUGAGUCGGUCUUCCCUACCGAGCGAGACCGCGACAAGUUCAGCGAGUCCUACGGUUGGCCGGAGUGGUUCAUGCGGGGCUGGACACUGCAAGAACUCAUCGCGCCGAAGCAGGUCGAAUUCUUCAACAAAGACUGGGCGUCCAUUGGCAACAAACGACACCUUGCAUCUACGUUGCAGCAUGUAACGGGUAUUCCUUGGGAAGUUUUGAGGGAUGGUCCGGCUGCGAGGCGUCUCAGCGUCGCACAAAUCAUGUCGUGGGCUGCCGGCCGUAAGACGACGCGUGUGGAAGAUCGGGCAUACUCACUGAUGGGGUUGUUCAGGGUUAACAUGCCCAUGUUGUACGGCGAGGGCAAAAAGGCAUUCCAGAGGCUACAACUGAAAAUCGUCCGCGUAUCCAGCGAUCAUAGCAUAUUCGCAUGG
Molecule: messenger RNA, 708 nt
Organism: Pisolithus orientalis
Lineage: Eukaryota; Fungi; Basidiomycota; Agaricomycetes; Boletales; Pisolithaceae
Product: heterokaryon incompatibility protein-domain-containing protein
Exons: 1
Source: RefSeq, a predicted model, not a curated record